Molecule: messenger RNA, 2055 nt
Organism: Delphinapterus leucas (beluga whale)
Lineage: Eukaryota; Metazoa; Chordata; Mammalia; Artiodactyla; Monodontidae
Gene: SCARB2
Product: scavenger receptor class B member 2
Biological process (GO): receptor-mediated endocytosis; protein targeting to lysosome
Cellular component (GO): lysosome; cytoplasm; membrane
Molecular function (GO): scavenger receptor activity
Source: RefSeq, a predicted model, not a curated record
CCCGCGCAGUUGCCGGCUGUCGCCUCCCGGGGCUGCGGAGAGCCCGGCCGGCGAGCGUCCCCGCCCUGCGCGCUCCCUUUCCCUCGCGAGCUGCGCCACAAGGGCGUUGCGGCUGCCCCGGCCAGGGAAAGCGAAACCAAAGCGCGCCUUCCACUCCCCAUCGGCCGGCCGGGGGCAGUGGGGCCGCGCUUGCCCGGCCGCGGAGCCGGGAGCCAGGCGCAUCGGCCGGGCCGCAGGCGCCCGAGGGUCCCGGGUCUUCCGGCCGCUACUGCGGCGGCUGCGGCGGCGCCUCCCUCCCUCCCUGUUUCCCGUCCAGUCGCCGGCCGCCGGGCCCGUGAGCGGUGCGCGGAAUGGGCAGGUGCUGCUUCUACGUGGUGGGGACGCUGUCUCUGCUUCUGCUGGUGACCAGUGUCACGCUGCUGGUGGCCAGAGUCUUCCAGAAGGCCGUGGACCAGACGAUCGAGAAGAAUAUUGUGUUAAGGAAUGGCUCGGAGACCUUUGAGUCCUGGAGGAAGCCCCCUCUGCCUGUGCACACCCAGUUCUAUUUCUUCAAUGUCACCAAUCCAGAGGAGGUCCUCAGAGGGGAGACCCCUCGGUUGGAAGAAGUGGGGCCCUACACCUACAGGGAACUCAGAAACAAAGAAGAUAUUCAAUUUGGAGAUAACGGAACAAUAUCUGCUGUGAGCAGCAAGGCCUAUGUUUUUGAACGAGAUAAAUCUGUUGGAGACCCUAAAGUUGACUUACUUAGAACAUUAAAUAUUCCUGCGCUGACCGCCAUGGAAUGGGCCCAGCUACCCUUUCUCCACGAGUUCAUCGAGGCCCUGUUGAAGGCGUAUCAGCAGAAGCUCUUUGUGACCCACACGGUGGAUGAAUUGCUCUGGGGCUACAAAGAUGAGAUCUUAUCCCUCAUCAAUAUUUUCAAACCUGACAUCUCUCCCUAUUUUGGCCUGUUCUAUGGGAAAAAUGGGACUAAUGAUGGAGACUAUGUUUUUCUAACUGGAGAAGACAAUUACCUUAACUUUUGCAAGAUUGUGGAAUGGAAUGGAAAAACGUCACUUGACUGGUGGACAGCAGACGAGUGCAAUAUGAUCAACGGAACAGACGGAGAUUCUUUUCACCCAUUAAUCACCAAAGACGAAGUCCUUUAUGUCUUCCCAUCUGAUUUUUGCAGGUCAGUAUAUAUAACUUUCAGUGACUUUGAGAGCGUGCAGGGACUGCCUGCCCUGAGGUUUAAGGUGCCUGCAGAAAUAUUAGCCAAUACCUCAGACAACGCUGGCUUCUGUAUACCUAAAGGAAACUGCCUGGGCUCAGGAGUUUUGAAUGUCAGCGUCUGCAAGAACGGUGCACCUAUUAUUAUGUCUUUCCCACACUUCUACCAAGCAGAUGAGAAGUUUGUUUCUGCCAUAGAAGGCAUGCACCCAAAUAAGGACUAUCAUGAAACAUUUGUGGACAUUAAUCCUUUGACUGGAAUUAUCCUAAGAGCAGCCAAGAGGUUCCAAAUCAACGUUUAUGUCAAAAAAUUAGAUGACUUUAUUGAAACGGGAAAUAUUAGAACCCUGGUUUUCCCAGUGAUGUAUAUCAAUGAGAGUGUUCUCAUUGAUAAAGAGACUGCAAGUCGACUGAAGUCUGUGAUUAACACCACUCUGAUCAUCACCAACAUACCCUACAUUAUCAUGGCGCUGGGUGUGUUCUUUGGUCUGAUCUUCACCUGGCUUGCGUGCAGAGGACAGGGAUCCAUGGAUGAGGGAACUGCAGACGAAAGAGCACCCCUCAUACGAACCUAAGCUAACCAUGGGCUGCGCCUGAGGAAGGAAGCGUGCGAGCUGUCGUGACCUGGACCACGACAGUGGGGCAACUGUCUGCAUCCUCACAGGCUUGUCAACUGGUGCGAGAGGGAGGAGACCCCGUGCCUGCGUGUGUUCAGCACCUUCUGGCAGAGGUUCAAGAACAGGCUGACCUGGUUGGCCAUUAGGAUCCUGUGGUCCCUGACAAGUUGUUUUUCAUGUGUCUAGCAAGUAUUUAAUAAACUCUGGUAUAGUAAUUUUUUUGUUGUUG